Diatraea saccharalis (sugarcane borer) is the source of this 2890-nucleotide messenger RNA. NCBI's taxonomy places the organism in Eukaryota, Metazoa, Arthropoda, Insecta, Lepidoptera, Crambidae. The record is from the annotation of a GenBank genome assembly.
UUUUAUUUAUAUCUGUUAUGGUGGCGCGUAGUUAAUGAAUUUUGAGCGGUGUACGUUGUUUGUUGUUUUCUUUCCGUAAUAAAUUGUAAAUUAGUCGAAUAUCCAAUUACUGUUAAUAUUUGAGCUUAUAGUCAAGUGACCCACAGUAGCACAAUGAGCUACAGAGAUUCUUACUCAAUAUUUCCAAGAUCUCAUUCAUACUGUGCAGCUAAUGAGCAGCGUGUAGGAUCCUACCUAAGGACUUUAAUGAGUUUUGGUUCGUCACCGUCGUCGGUGCUGAGUUCUCUGUCUUCGUUCCGGUCGCGGCCGUUCGCCGACAUAAGUUACAGUCCCACGCCCGACUUGAACGAGGUCUACCCUGGAUUGUACGUUGGUGAUGCCGUCGCCGCCAAAGAUAAAGCUUUCCUGCGUCGUAUGGGUAUAAACUACGUGCUGAACACAGCUGAGGGUAGCCGAUACACCCAAGUGGACACAGGUCACCUUUACUACCGUGACUGUCCCGGGCUCCGGUACAAGGGUUUCCAGCUGAUGGACCUGCCCACCACCGACAUAUCCAAAUACUUCCACAUCGCUGCCAACUUCAUUGAUGAGGGUGUUUCAAGUGGAGGUCGUGUACUCGUCCACUGUUUGAUGGGAGUGUCCCGGUCGGCUACUUGCGCACUAGCAUUUCUGAUGAUCAAGAGAGGCAUGUCUCUGACUGAGGCUCUGGCGAUGGUCCGCUCGCGUCGGGACAUUCAUCCCAACGAGGGAUUCCUGCGACAGCUGCAACAACUCGACCGGGAACUGCGCGUUAGUCGCAUCCGCUGACCAUACACCCCCCUACAGCCUCGCUUCAGUCUCUCAUUCGACUUCAAAUACGACCGGCACAGAGUGCGUAGUCUCGACAGAUCACACACCAGUCGUUACUGACGGACCAUUUUGUGAUUAGUCGAAACUGAAGUGAACGCUCAAAGAUGAAUCCAAUCCAAAGAUUUUGAUGAAUUUUACUGUUAUAUAAAACAUAAGGACAAUAUUUUCCUCUUGAUUGUCCAAAUAUAACCUAGUCUAUUAUGUGGACAGAUUGUUUAUGAAAUCAUAUUAUUUUAUAGGGAUUUAUUUAUAUUUACUUAAUUGUAACAUUGAUGUUAUUUUUAUAGAAUUGUUAAACAUUUCAAUAUAAAAUAUGAAAGGAAAUUUUAUUUUUGUAAAAAUAGUAAAUAAAAAUCGUAUUAUUUAAAACAUAUUCUCAUGUGCCAUUAAUCAUAAUUUAUAUUAAAAUUAGAAUUUUGAGUAAGAAAAUAUUAUAUUUAUUCAAAAAUACACUUCAUAUUUACAUUACCAGAAAAAUAUUAUAUAGUAUUUAGAGUUUAUUCUGUAAAAGUUAUGUCCAUUACAUAAGAUGUUACGACUUUUAGAUUAAAAUUUAAAUAUAUGAUUAACGUAACUAUAGUACAAUAUUGUAGCCUUACAGUUAUGAUGUAUGAAUUGUAUUUUCUGUAUAUGUCUGUAAAGAAUCAGGUUUGUUGUUAUGUAUAGUACAGGGGUCAGCAACCUUACAAGAUGAAAGAGCAAAAAUGCUAUUUGAUCCAACGAAAAAUUUUGUUUUAAUUAUGAUUCAGAUAUUAUUUUAAAUAAAUUACUAAAUGUCUAUCUCUAAGGUUAUAGUCAGUAUGUCUCAAUCGUAUUAGUAUGUGGAUUCAACUAGGUUUGACAGUAAAAUAAUUUUCUUAUAUGAAAUUUGAAUCUCAGGUUGCCAACCCCUGAUAUAGUAUAAUAGCUUUACUUUCUUAAAGACUGGCACCUAUGGCAGUUUAGCAAUGGACUUGUUUGAAGUACUAUAUAUGGUUGGGUGUGUAUUAGAACUUUAAAUGUAUGUCAUUGUCGUGUCCACUAGUGUCACAGAGCCUGAGCAUUCAUUGUUUAAACAUUGGUACUGACUGGUUGCCAACACCUGUGACACUUGGCUGCAUAUUCGUGUCACUAUUAAUCUAUUUAAAGUAUACUCUCAUCGUCAUAUAUAAUUCAUCAUGAAAUCUACUUUUGAUAUUCAUAUAGAUUAUAUAAAAAUAGGUACUAGGCUUAGAUAUUGUGUUGAUUGAUAGGAUAUUGAUUUAAAAGUAAUUGAAAUAAAUUGGUUACAUCAAUUUUUUUUUUAUAGAACAUUGUGAUUACCUGUUACUAGUCUUGAGUGUAAGUCCAAUAUUUACAAUGUGAUAGGCACCAAAGGAAGCAAACAUUGUGAUAUUGAAUGGAGAAUAUAAAUAUAUUUUAGAUGAUAUGAACAAUCUGGUUGUAAUAAUAUAGCUAAAGAUCUAUUUUAGAAGGAAUAUUAUGUAAUGGUAAAAUAAAUAAACGAAACUGUUUCUAAUUUAAGUUCUUUAGGUUUGGCUAGAUAGUAAAAGUGCAUGAAAUAAAAACAAUAAUUGUAAUAUCAUAACAAUUCUAUUUUACAUUUAUUUCAAGGUUGACAUGUCUAAUGAAAUAAGUCAUGUAUUCAAUAUUUUUAAGCUAUGAUUUCAAGUUCCUGAGACGUUCAAUUCCUGUAAGGGGUAACGUUUUUUAGGACAUUUGAUAAUCUACAAAGCUUUUUCUGUUUAACUACUCCCUAUUAACCAUUCCUGGUCUGAUGGAAAUACAUAACUGAUUAUUAAAUAACAUAUAGACAAGAUAUGCCUUUUUGUUCAUUCAUAGUCACAACACAUCUUAUUGGUACCCAAUUUAUUUAUAACGAGUGUUUAUAUAUUAAAUAGCAGAUACAAGUCAAAUUGUUUACCUAUGAUAAUUAUCUUGAUAAAUGUAGCAUGUAUUUAUUUCCUUUUUAACUUUUAAACUUUUGUUAAAUAUAAUUUUUAUUAGUAAGAAUAUGUAAUGGAUUUUGAUAACCAUCAAAUUAAACUACAAAUGAUAAUUU